AUGACCUGUCCGGCCGCUGAGGGACCCCCGGCGCCCGGGGGCCACCGAGAGACUAAAGCCCACCCGGGCCCCGAGGCCCAGCGCGGCCCCACGGUGCCACACGGCUCUGAGGGCCACCAAGAGACUAAAGGCUCCGUGGCCACCACAGGAUCCAUGGCCAGCUGGACCUCCGCGGUCAGCCAGGACCACCGAGAGACCAAAGCCCACCUGGGCUCUGUGACCCACCUGGGCUCCCAGGACCACGGGGAGAGCGAGGCCCACCUGGGCUCUGUGGCCGACCAAAACUUCGUGGCCAACCAGGACCACCCCGAGCCCGGUGCUGAUGGUGGCUCCGUGGUGCUGUUGGACUCCAAGAUCUCCCAAAGCUCUGAGGAGCACCUGGGGACUCAGGUCAGCCGUGUCCCUGUGACCCACCUGGUGUCUGUGGCCACCCAGGAGCACCUGGAGGUGAAGGUGCAGGAGGAACCCGUGGGCAGCCGAGGUUCUGCAGGCAGCCAGGACCACCCAGAGCCCAGCAGCGACGUCCCGUUGGACUCCAAGGUCAACCAGGGCUCCAUGGAUCGCUUAAACCUGAAGGGCCACCAAGACCUCGCCCCCUCCCAGGCCUCCGAGGACCCCCAGGAGCCCAAGGUCACCCAGGGCCCUGUGGCCAACCAAAAGACCAAGGUCAACCAAAGCCCCGCAGCCCCUGUAGAGGCCAAGGUCAACCAAGACCCUGUGGUGUGUUUAGACUUGAGGGUCCACCAAGCCCCUGUGGCCAACCCAGUGCCCGAGGACCACCGAGACCCCAAGGCCAACCAAGACCCCAUGGACCACCCGGACACGCAAGCCCCCGUGGCUCUUACAGACCAGAAGGUCCCCCAAGCCCCCGUGGCCGAGCACAGCCCCGCGGACCCCCAGGAGACCGAGGUCAAGCACAGCCCUGUGGAGCUGAGGGUCCCUCGGGCCACCGCGGUGGCCAAGGGAGGCUGCACCGCCCGCCACCAACCCCUCGUGCCCACCUGGGCCACCCCAGCCCCCCGCCCGUGCGCCCGCAUCCCCUCGGGCGCCCACCUGGGCCUGGUGCUGAUGACGCUGGGGUCCCUCCUGCUGCCCUGCGCCCGGGGCUCGGCGCUGGAGUUCGGGGGCGCCCCGGGGCAGUGGGCGCGCUACGGGCGGUGGGCGCCGGGCACGGGGGGACAGCUCAGCUUCCGCCUCAAGACCAACGUGACGCGGGCGCUGCUGCUCUACCUGGACGACGGUGGCAACUGUGACUUCCUGGAGCUGCUGGUGGCCGAGGGGCGGCUGAGGCUGCGCUUCGCCAUCGCCUGCGCCGAGCCGGCCACGCUGGAGCCGCCGGCGCCGGUCAGCGACGGCCGCUGGCACGCGGUGCUGCUGACCCGGCACGCGCGGCACGCGGCGCUGGCCGUGGACGGGGAGGCUCGGGCGGCCGCCGUGCGCUCCAAGCGCCCCGACAUGGCCGUGGCCAGCGACCUGUUCGUCGGGGGGAUCCCGCCCGACGUGCGGCUCUCGGCGCUGACGCUCAGCACCGUCAAGUACGAGCCGCCCUUCCGCGGGUGGGUGGCCGACCUGCGGGUGGGCGACGCGCCGGCCGCGCUGCUGGGCGCCCAGGGGGUCCGGGGUGACGGGGACGAGCGCUGCGCCCACCACCCGCCCUGCGCCCACGGCGGCCGCUGCACCCUGCGCCGUGGGGAGCCCCGCUGCGACUGCGCCGGCACCGGCCACCGCGGGCCCUUCUGCGAGGAAGAGGAAGAAGCCGCGGUGGAAGGUCCCGCCCACCUGCGAGUCACCGGCCAAGGGCCCGCCGAGGUCGCCGAGGGGGGGCCCGGCCGCGGCGCCGGUGAGAUCCAGCAAGCAGCGAAAGGCCGCGCCGAGUACGUGGCCACCUUCCGGGGCAGCGAGUUCUUCUGCUACGACGUGUCGCGCUCGCCGGUGCAGAGCAGCGCGGACGAGCUGGCGCUGGCGUUCCGCACGCGGCAGCGCCACGGGCUCCUGCUGCACACCGGCCGCGCCGCCGACUUCCUCAACCUGUCGCUCAAGGCCGGCGCCGUGUGGCUCGUCAUCAACCUGGGUGCCGGCGCCUUCGAGGCGCUGGUGGAGCCCGUCAAUGGCAAAUUCCACGAUGGCGGCUGGCACCACGUGCGCGUCACGCGCAACCUGCGGCAGCACGCAGGGAUCGGACACGCUAUGGUAAACAAACUGCAUUACCUGGUGACGAUCUCCGUGGACGGGAUCCUGACCACCACGGGCUACACGCAGGAGGAUUUCACCAUGCUGGGCUCCGACGACUUCUUCUACGUGGGGGGGUCCCCCAACACCGCCGACCUGCCGGGGUCCCCCGUCAGCAACAACUUCAUGGGCUGCCUCAAGGAUGUGGUUUACAAGAACAACGACUUCAAGCUGGAGCUGUCGCGGCUGGCGCAGGAAGGGGACGCGCGGGUGACGCUGCACGGGGCGCUGCUCUUCCACUGCGACCCCCCCCCGGCGCUGGACCCCGUCACCUUCGCCACCCCCCAGGCUCACCUGGCGCUGCCCACCUGGCGCCCGGCCCGCGCCGGCUCCGUCUCCUUCGACUUCCGCACCACGGAGCCCAACGGGGUCCUGCUCUUCGGGCAGGGACCCCCCCGCGACCCCCCGGCCGCCGCCCCCCGCGGGCCGCCCCCGCCGCCCCCCGAUUUCCUGGCGCUGGAGCUGCUGGACGGACACCUGUACCUGCUGCUGGGCAUGGGCGCGGCCGGGCUGAGGCUCCGCGCCAGCGCCCGCAAGGUGACGGAUGGGGAGUGGUGCCACGUGGAUGUGCAGCGCGAUGGGCGCAAAGGCUCGGUGUCGGUGAACAGCCGCAGCACGCCCUUCCUGGCCAGCGGUGACCGCGACGUGCUGGACGUGGGGGCCGAGCUGUACCUGGGGGGGCUCCCCGAGGGUCGCCCCGGCCCCCCCGCGCCCCCCGAGCUCUGGGCAGCGGGGCUGCGCCUCGGCUUCGUGGGCUGCGUGCGGGAUCUGUUCGUGGACGGGCGGAGCCGCGACGUGCGGGCGCUUUUGGGGGCCGGGGGGGCCCCGGGGGUCGCCCCGCUGUGUGCGAGGGACCCCCCCCGGCUGUGCGCCAGCGGCCCCUGUCGCAACGGGGGGACAUGUCGCGAGGGCUGGAACCGCUUCGUGUGCGACUGUCGCGGCACCGGGUACCUGGGGCCGCGCUGCGAGACAGAGGCGGCGGUGCUGAGCUAUGACGGCAGCAUGUACCUGAAGGUGCAGGUGCCGGGGGAGCAGACGGAGGCCGAGGACGUGUCCCUGCGCUUUAUGUCCCCCCGAGCCUUCGGCCUCGUCCUGGCCACCACCUCGCGCCACUCGGCCGACACCCUGCGCCUCGAGCUGGACGGGGGGCGCAUGAAGCUCACCCUCAACCUGGACUGUGUCCGCGUGGGCUGUCACCCCAGCAAGGGUCCCGAGACGCUGUUCGCGGGGCAGCGGCUGGAUGACAACGAGUGGCACUCGGUGCGGGUGGCCCGGCGCGGGCGCAGCCUCCAGCUCGCCGUGGACAACGUCACCGUCGAAGGACAGCUGUCGGGCUCUCACACCCGCCUGGAGUUCCACAACAUCGAGACCGGCAUCGUCACCGAGCGGCGCUUCCUGGCCGUGGUCCCGUCCAACUUCCUGGGCCACCUGAGCGGGCUGGUGUUCAACGGGCUGCCCUACCUGGACCUGUGCCGCGACGGCGACAUCAGCUCCUGCGAGCUCAACGCCCGCUUCGGCCGCCGCGCCAUCGUGGCCGACCCGGUGGCCUUCGGGGGCCGCGGCUCCUACGUGGCGCUGGCCACGCUCCAGGCCUUCGCCUCCUUCCACCUCUUCUUCCAGUUCAAGACCACGGCGCCCGACGGCCUCAUCCUCUUCAACGGCGGCAGCGGCUCCGACUUCCUGGUGGUCGAGCUGGUCAAGGGGUACAUCCACUACGUGUUCGACCUGGGCGAGGGCCCCUCGCUCAUGAAGGGCAACUCGGAGCAGCCGCUGCACGACGGGCGCUGGCACGAGGUGGCCGUGGCCAGGGAGGGGGGGGCCCUGCACGGGCUGCGCGUGGACGGGAGACCCGUGACCCAGCACGGGCAGGGAGCCCGCGGGCUCCAGCUCAAGGGUGAGCUGUACGUCGGGGGGGUCAGCCCGGGGCUCCUGGGCCGCCUCCCGCGGCUCGUGGCCUCCCGGGGGGGCUUCCGGGGCUGUUUGGCCUCGCUGGACCUCAACGGGCGCCUGCCCGACCUGCUCGGGGACGCGCUGAGACGCGUCGGGGACGUGCGGAGGGGCUGCGACGGCCCCAGCACGACGUGCGCCGAGGACUCGUGUGCCCACGGGGGGGUUUGCCUGCAGCAGUGGGACGGCUUCACCUGCGACUGCAGCAUGACGGCCUUCGGGGGGGCUGGCUGUGCCGAGCCGGGCACCACGUACAUUUUCGGCAAGGGGGGGGCCCUGAUCACCUACACGUGGCCCCCCAAUGACCGGCCCAGCACCCGCGCUGACCGCCUGGCCCUGGGCUUCAGCACCCGGCAGCGCGACGCGGUGCUGCUGCGCGUGGAGAGCGCGGCCGGGCUCGGAGACUUCCUGCAGCUCCACAUUGUGCAGGGGGCCGUGGGGGUCCUGUUCAACGUGGGCACCGAGGACAUCGCGCUGGAGGAGCGGGGGGCGGCCGUCAGCGAUGGGCGCUUCCACGUCGUCCGCUUCACGCGCAGCGGCGGCAACGCCACGCUCCAGGUGGACGGCGGCCCCCUGCACGAGCGUUACCCGCCAGGCAGCGGGGACAGCGAGCGGCUGGCGCUGGCGCGGCAGCGCAUCCCCUUCCGCCUGGGGCGGGUGGUCGAUGAGUGGCUGCUCGACAAAGGCCGGCAGCUGACCAUCUUCAACAGCCAGGCGCGCGUGCGGGUGGGGGGCCGGGACCGCGGCCGCCCCUUCCAGGGGCAGCUCUCGGGGCUCUACUACAACGGGCUGAAGCUGCUGGCGCUGGCGGCCGAGGGACACCCCCGCGUGCGGCUCGAGGGGGACCUGCGGCUCGUGGGGGACCCCCCACCGCCCCCCGCGCCCCCCGGCGCCACCCCCGCGCCCCCCGACAUGGCCACCACCAUCAUGGAGACCACCACCACCAUGGCCACGACCACCACCCGCCGCGGGCGCUCGCCCACCCUGCGCGACACCGUCGCCCAGAACACGGACGAUCUGCUGGUGGCCUCGGCCGAGUGUCCAAGCGAUGACGAGGACCUGGAGGAGUGUGAGCCGGGCACAGGCGGGGAGCUGGUGCUGCCGGCGUCCCCGGGCCCCCCCGCGCCCCCCGCCGCCCCCCGCGCCCCCCCGGGCUGCGGCCCCGACUGCGACGAGCCCUCGGGCUUCGCCUCGGGGGAGGCGGCGGACCCUGACCCCGACCCCGGCCACGCUCCCGGCGGGGAGCUGGUGCUGCCGGCGUCCCCGGGCCCCCCCGCGCCCCCCGCCGCCCCCCGCGCCCCCCCGGGCUGCGGCCCCGACUGCGACGAGCCCUCGGGCUUCGCCUCGGGGGAGGCGGCGGACCCUGACCCCGACCCCGGCCACGCUCCCGGCCCCGAGCAGCCGCCGGCCGACGACGAGGACUUCGCGGGGCUGGGGGGCGGGGGGAACCCCGAGGCCGCCGCCCCCCCGGCGGCCACGGCCGCGCCCCGCGGCGCCGGGACCGAGCCCACGGUGGCGGGCGCGGCUCCUCCCGGGCUGGUGCCGGCGGGCGAGCGGCACCCGCGGGAGGGCGCGGGCGGGGGGCGGCGCGGGGGGGGCUCGGCACCGCCCGUGACCCGGCGCCCCCCCGUGCCCCCCACAGCCGCGCCCGGAGCGGUGGAGGUGGUGCGGGAGGCGGGCGGCACCACCGGCAUGGUGGUCGGCAUCGUGGCGGCCGCCGCGCUCUGCAUCCUCAUCCUGCUCUACGCCAUGUACAAGUACCGCAACCGCGACGAGGGCUCCUACCAGGUGGACCAGAGCCGCCACUACAUCGGGGCCGCCCCCGCCGCGCCCGGGGGGGGCCCGGGAGGGGCCCCCGGCGCCGCGUCCCCGACCCCGCCCGCCGGGACCCCCAAGGAGAAGGCGGCGCCCGCGCCCCCCAAAGCGCCGGGCAAAGCGCGGCGCAACAAGGACAAGGAGUAUUACGUGUGA
Pseudopodoces humilis (Tibetan ground-tit) is the source of this 6147-nucleotide messenger RNA. The record is from RefSeq and is a predicted model, not a curated record. NCBI's taxonomy places the organism in Eukaryota, Metazoa, Chordata, Aves, Passeriformes, Paridae.